Molecule: messenger RNA, 1002 nt
Organism: Aspergillus bombycis
Lineage: Eukaryota; Fungi; Ascomycota; Eurotiomycetes; Eurotiales; Aspergillaceae
Exons: 2
Coding region: 1-1002 (333 amino acids)
Source: RefSeq, a predicted model, not a curated record
AUGGCAGCCACCAGUGCAGACCAAAUGAACGCAAUAACUCGCGCACAGUUUGAGGACGCGAUCGCUCGCGCUGUGAAUAAUCGCAGCCGGAUUUACAACAACUCUUUCGCGCUGAGUUUUCGAUGGGAGCAAGACAAGACGAAUUCCUCUACAGACACCGAUCAUUUUCAGGCGAUCUUGAGCACACUAAAUCUCGACCAAGCUGAAGUUGAGAUCUUGGCCGAACAGGAUCAGACCCCGGGCUGGACACUGAACGAUAAAAUUCGGCUAUCCCGCCGAAGCAUAAACCUCCAAAGAAUCAUCGAUAAUGUAGUGGCAGGAGAUGUCCAGGACUUCGACAUCGCAGAUACAGACGCUGUCUUUGUUCUAGAUUGCUGCUACUCCCAUGUGGCAACGCGAGCGUUAAAUCCCACAACUCGCGUUGUCGAAAUUCUUGCAGCGAGCGAUGAUCACAAUCCAGAGGCCUUUACACCACCACGCAAUACCUUAACUGGAAAGUUGCGGGGCGAGAUUGCUCGACGCAAGCGAGACGGUCACCACUGUGUGGUACUUUCGGAUGUAAUGGCGACUAUUCGAGGGAAUAGCCCGGUUGUAAAGCCAACACAUCAUGUCAAGUUAGGGGUAUCUGUCUGCUUCCCUUUCGCUGGUGUUACAUAUAUUAACCCGAACACAAUUGCCCCUUCGCUACGUGCUGUCUUUUCAGUUCGCAUCGUCGAAAAUAUAAACCGGGAACAGCUGAACAGGUUCAUUACUUGGAUUGAGGCUCUUCCACCUGGGUUCGCUAUAGAACUCGAAGGGGUCUACACCACAACCUCGACUCUCCUCAUAUUCCAGAGUGCAUACGCGCUGUUCAAGAAUCUUGCUGGAUAUCCCGGUGUCACCCUUAUCUCGGAUGUGACAAGCCCGAACCGCCGCAAAUAUCUCGGCCAAGAGCAGCAACAAGGAGCUCCUUCAUCCACUUUGAAGGAGAAUGUCCCAUAUCUCCAGACCUCUAAGCCAUGA